This is a messenger RNA of Ricinus communis (castor bean), 3398 nucleotides long. RefSeq names its product protein FAR-RED ELONGATED HYPOCOTYL 3. The transcript has 10 exons. The record is from RefSeq and is a predicted model, not a curated record. The coding region runs from base 566 to 3088 and encodes 840 amino acids. Gene Ontology annotation, molecular function: zinc ion binding. NCBI's taxonomy places the organism in Eukaryota, Viridiplantae, Streptophyta, Magnoliopsida, Malpighiales, Euphorbiaceae. Gene Ontology annotation, biological process: regulation of DNA-templated transcription.
UACGAAAGAACCUUUGCCCGAGCGUUGGCACGCGCGAGGCGUGUAGGAGUUGCUAGCGAUUGAGGAACGGAAAACGCAAACGCUAUGUUUGGUGUACGAAAUAGAAGAGAACGGAAAUUAAUUUUCUCCAGUUCCUUUCCUUUCUAGACAAAGGAAAUGGAUUUUUCUUUUCUUUGUUUCAUUUUCUCCCGGCUUCCCUCCAACCAAACAAAGCUGAAGUAAGAGUCAGAUUUGAGAGAAAUAGGAAACCUAAACAGAGGAAAUUGUGAAAAUUGGGGUUCUGGUUUCAUUGUCCACUCGCUCACAUCCGCCGCGUGUGCUUUCUUUACACUCUCUCGGAUCGAAAACAAGUUUUUAUACUUAAAUCUUUUCUUCUCUUCUCCUUCUUCACUGGCGGCGUACAGAGGAAUACGAUAUAUAACUGCAUUUCACUUGUCCCUACCAAAUCACUUGAUGCAGGAGAUAGCAUUGAAACUGCCUAUAUGUAAAUAGAAAAGCGAUUUUCAUAGAAUUGUUUUCUCAGGCUUUCUUAUAGUGGCGUUCAGUAAAAGGUAAAAUUAUCACAAUGGACAUUGAUCUUAGGUUGCCUUCUGGUGAACAUGAUAAAGAUAAUGAAGAACCAAAUGGCAUUGACAACAUGCUGAAUGAAGACAAGCUCCAUAAUGGAGAUAUAGGGACUGGAAAUAUUGUUGAUGUUGCUGAAGAGGUUCAUACCAUGGAUGGUGGGGGCAUGAGUUCACCAAUGGCAGAAUUCAAAGAAGAAACAAAUCUUGAACCACUUUCUGGUAUGGAAUUUGAAUCACAUGGGGCAGCAUAUUCAUUUUAUCAAGAAUAUGCUCGAUCUAUGGGAUUCAACACAGCAAUACAAAACAGCCGCCGUUCAAAAACAUCAAGGGAAUUCAUUGAUGCGAAGUUUGCUUGUUCUAGGUACGGAACCAAGCGAGAGUAUGACAAGUCCUUUAACCGGCCACGUGCCAGACAAAAUAAGCAAGACCCUGAAAAUGGAACUGGUCGCCGAUCAUGUUCAAAGACAGACUGCAAAGCAAGCAUGCAUGUUAAGAGAAGGCCAGAUGGAAAGUGGGUUAUUCAUAGUUUUGUGAAGGAGCACAAUCAUGAGCUCUUACCUGCCCAAGCUGUGAGUGAACAAACGAGAAAGAUGUAUGCUGCAAUGGCUAGACAGUUUGCUGAAUAUAAAAAUGUUGUUGGCCUCAAGAAUGAUUCAAAAAAUCCAUUUGAGAAAGGUCGAAAUUUGGCACUAGAAGCUGCAGAUGCCAAAAUUUUGCUUGAGUUUUUCAUACAUAUGCAGACUUUAAAUUCCAACUUCUUUUAUGCAAUAGAGCUGGGUGAAGAUCAACGUCUGAAGAAUUUGUUUUGGGUGGAUGCCAAAAGUAGGCACGACUAUGUUAAUUUCUAUGAUGUUGUCUCUUUCGAUGCUACCUAUAUUAGGAACAAGUAUAAGAUGCCUCUUGCACUUUUUGUUGGAGUGAACCAACACUAUCAAUUCAUGUUGCUUGGAUGUGCCCUGCUAUCAGAUGAAAGUGCAACAACUUAUUCUUGGCUAAUGCAGACUUGGCUGAGAGCAAUGGGCGGGCAACCCCCCAAAGUUAUAGUUACAGAACAAGAUAAAAUACUAAAAUCUGUUAUUCCGGAGGUCUUUCCAAAUGCUCAUCAUCAUUUCUUUCUGUGGAGCAUCUUCGGGAAGGUUUCUGAAAAUUUGAGCCAAGUGAUUAAACAGCAUGAGAAUUUUAUGGCAAAAUUUGAAAAAUGUAUCUUUAGAUCAUGGACAGAUGAUGAGUUUAUGAAAAGAUGGUUGAAAAUUCUUGAUAGAUUUGAUCUCAGAGAGAAUGAAUUGAUGCAAUCACUGUAUGAAGAUCGUGAUCUCUGGGUACCAGUCUACAUGAGGGAUGCUAUUUUGGCUGGGAUGUCAACUACUUUGCGAUCUGAGAGUCUAAACUCCUAUUUUGAUAAGUAUGUCCAUAAGAAGACCACUGUGCAAGAGUUUGUGAAACAGUAUGAAGCAAUUCUACAAGACAGGUAUGAAGAGGAAGCAAAAGCAGACUCUGAUACGUGGAACAAACAACCUACAUUAAAAUCUCCCUCGCCUUUGGAAAAGAAUGUUUCAGGGGUGUACACACAUGCAGUAUUCAAGAAAUUUCAAGUUGAGGUCUUAGGUGUAGUUGCUUGCCACCCUAAAAUGGAAAGCCAAGAUGAGACUAGUGAUAGUUUUAGAGUUCAAGACUUGGAAAAGCAGCAGGAUUUCACUGUUGUGUGGAAUCAAAUAAGGUCAGAAGUUACUUGUAUAUGCCGAUUAUAUGAGUACAAGGGUUAUCUCUGUAGACAUGCUCUCGUUGUUCUUCAGAUGUGUCAACAGUCUGCUAUUCCAACGCAGUAUGUUCUGAAAAGGUGGACGAAAGAUGUGAAGAACAGACAUUUUUUGGGGGAAGAAUCUGAGCAGGUACAAUCUAGGGUGCAAAGGUACAAUGACUUGUCUCAACGGGCACUGAAACUGAGCGAAGAGGGAUCAUUGUCUGAAGAGAGUUACAAUAUUGCAUUUCGUGCUCUUGAAGAAGCUUUUGGAAAUUGUAUCAGUGCAAAUAAUUCUAGCAAGACUCUUGCAGAGGCUGGUACUCAUGGUUUGCUCUGCAUUGAAGAGGAUAAUCAGAGUAGGAGUAUGAACAAGACAAAUAAGAAAAAAAACCCGACAAAGAAAAGAAAGGUGAAUGCUGAGCAGGAGGCUACAGCAGUUGGGGCAGAAGACAGCUUGCAACAAAUGGAUAAAUUAAGCUCAAGAGCAGUAACCCUAGACAGCUAUUAUGGAGCACAACAAAGUGUGCCAGGGAUGGUGCAACUGAACUUAAUGGCACCAACACGAGAUAAUUACUAUGGGAAUCAACAAGCAAUCCAGGGGCUGGGACAGUUGAACUCGAUAGCACCAAGCCAUGAUGGUUACUACAAUGCCCAACAAAGCAUGCAUGGACUGGGGCAAAUGGAUUUCUUCCGUACACCAACUGGCUUUGCUUACGGCGUUCGUGAUGACCCCAAUGUGAGAACAGCACAGCUGCAUGAUAAUGCAUCCAGACAUGCAUGAAGAGAACCUUUCUCAUCACGAAGGUGGGGAGGAAAGAACAUUUUAUUUUUGUUGUGUUAGCAGAGAAUUACAGGAGCUGGAAUAUCUGUAAAGAAUGAAAUGUAUCAUGCAUUGUCGAUGACAGGAUUAGAUGAUGAAAAAUCCUCCUUAGUGUCUGUAAUAUAAAAUAGCAUAGGACAUUUUCACCAGUUGAAACAGAUCAAGUGGGGAUGAAAUUGAAAUCCCUUUUGUAAAGCUUGUUGUUGUACCAGAGAGAUUGUCUUAGAUGAACUGGGUCAGUUGAUUUUAGUAAAAAGCUUGUUAAUUCUAA